Malurus melanocephalus (red-backed fairy wren) is the source of this 1021-nucleotide messenger RNA. RefSeq names its product mediator complex subunit 31 (gene MED31). Gene Ontology annotation, biological process: regulation of transcription by RNA polymerase II. The coding region runs from base 136 to 513 and encodes 125 amino acids. NCBI's taxonomy places the organism in Eukaryota, Metazoa, Chordata, Aves, Passeriformes, Maluridae. Gene Ontology annotation, cellular component: mediator complex; core mediator complex. Gene Ontology annotation, molecular function: transcription coregulator activity. The record is from RefSeq and is a predicted model, not a curated record. The transcript has 4 exons.
CCGCGCUCGCCACAGGGGAACAGGCCCCGCCCCCCGGGCGUUGCUAGGCAACGGGCUGUGCGUUCCCAGCGUGCCUCGCGCCCCGUUCCCGCGCUGCCGGAGGGGCGCUGGCCGCCAUUGUGUGCGGGCCCGGCCAUGGACGCAGAUGAUACAGGCAAUCGACUUCGAUUCCAGCUGGAACUGGAGUUUGUUCAAUGUCUGGCAAAUCCAAAUUACCUCAACUUUCUUGCACAAAGAGGCUACUUCAAAGAUCGAGCUUUUGUAAAUUAUCUUAAGUAUUUACUUUAUUGGAAGGAACCUGAAUACGCCAAAUACCUGAAGUAUCCUCAAUGUUUGCAUAUGUUAGAGCUGCUCCAGUAUGAACAUUUCCGCAAAGAACUGGUCAAUGCUCAGUGUGCCAAAUUUAUUGAUGAGCAGCAGAUCCUCCACUGGCAGCACUAUUCCCGGAAAAGGAUGCGCCUUCAGCAGGCACUGGCMGAGCAGCAGCAACAAAACAACACCUCUGUCAAAUGAAAUGCAGAUGGGGUAUAACAAUAAGGCAUGCUUUGUGUUAGUGAUUUCCAGGAGAGGAAUGAACCUUUGCGUUAGUUUGCCUCUGGAUGCGUGUCCCUUUUAUUUGAAUUUAUCAAGUGACUGGGGUUGAUAUUGUUUCAUCAACUCUUUAAAGACUAAUAAACACCUGCAAUUUAUGGACAAUUUUGUAAGAGCUUUAUUUAUGAUAGUUACUGAUUUCUCUUGAUUUUGAAAAACAAAACAUACGUUUGUUACUACAAAAAGAGUAGCUCUAAAGGCUGUUCCUAAGGAGCCUUUUCCCUGGAGAAUAAUGAUGGGUCUUAAGUSUCACUGAGAACUCCCUGCUACUUACAGCUUGGGACAAGCAAAGGUGAAGUCAUGAUGGAUAAAGCUGAAAUUGUGAAUUUUUCCUGGAAACCAAGCUAUUACCUGUCAUUUCUGUUUCCCUGGCAGUCAUUGYUGAUGGGAGUUUUGCAGUGUUCCUUACAUCAGGUUGUAUGGAUAGAAA